Molecule: messenger RNA, 1415 nt
Organism: Chiloscyllium plagiosum (whitespotted bambooshark)
Lineage: Eukaryota; Metazoa; Chordata; Chondrichthyes; Orectolobiformes; Hemiscylliidae
Source: RefSeq, a predicted model, not a curated record
CAUUGUGCGGAAGAGCGCAAAGUGAAUUUUGGAAAAGUAAAGUAAACAUGUUUGCAAUUUUUCACCCAUGGCUUGCAGGUCUAGUUCUGGGCCUCUACUCUUCAAUGGGUCCUGAGGCACAUCCCAUUCUCGCUCAGUUCCCAAAAAAUGUGAAGAUACCAGAGGGUGGAACUGUGCAGAUUCAGUGCCGUUUGGAGAGAAGCUUCAGAAAUAACACAGUGGAAAAUUACACUGUCCACUGGUACCACCCUGGAAACAAGACACGUACCUUAUUGACUCAUUAUGUUAAUGGAGUUACUUACCGAUCGAGAGAAUUCUCUGAACGGUUUCAGCUUUCCAGGAAUGUGUCCAGUAACAGCUACAUUCUGACCAUCAGAGAGCUGCAGCUCAAUGACACCAAUACCUACAUCUGUGGGAUUUGGGGGAACGUCUUUGGGAAAGGGACUUGGCUGAAUGUGACCAGUGCAAAUGUCCCAGUCCUUCUCCAGUGUCCGAGCCUGGAACAUGUCACUGAGGGUCACACUGUCCGGUUACAGUGCACCGUGAGGAAUGCUACUGUGACACACACUGAUGUUCACUGGUACCGGGAACAACCAGGGAAUAACACAGAGUGGGUUUUAAUACAUGAUGUGAGGAACAACACACAAUGGAGCCCAGGAUUUACUGAGCGAUUCCAGUCUUCCAGACACCCCUCCAAUAACAGCUUCAUUCUGACCAUCACAAAUGUGCAGCCCAGUGACACUGGGAUCUAUUUCUGUAAAGUGUGGGGAGACAUCAGUGGGAAUGGAACCCAGCUGAAUGUAACAGUUCCUGCAGUGGGAAUGAACAGCGAGCUGUGGAGUGUCUGGAUCAGUGUGGGGGCUGUACUGGGAAUUAUUCUCGUCGCUGGAGCUGCUAUUUGCUUCUGUAUCAGACACACUCGGAAACUGUCAUCCUCUUCUUCCCAUGGUACUGGAGAACACAGCCUGAUGCUGGAAUAUGAAAACAUUUCUGCUUUUAGAAACACAAGGAAAUCGGAUGAUCUCCAAGUUGAUCCCGAUCAGAUCUAUGUGAACAUGCCUCACAUUGUUAAACUCCUUCCUGAUGGCUGACCAGACAAUGACCAUGAGCUUCAAUACUGCACCAAUCCUGAACAGCAAUUCUCCAACCACGAGAAGAAUCUCCUCGGUCAUUUCCCUGCUCCUCAGCAGCAGCCUGUACCUCACCAGGACUUAGGUUUAUCUGUAAUUGAUGGACAGAUUGGAUCAAACACUCCUUUCCCACAUUUCUGUGAAUCUAAUCCUAACCUGAUGUCCGUGAUGAUCCUAAAUGACUUCUCCAGACCGAGAAACAAAUCCUUCAAACAUACAGAUCAAUGCUGAGAGCCCAGUGAGAGUCACCACAAUCAUUUCUGGGCAUUAUACCCUCUGGAAGCA